Molecule: messenger RNA, 603 nt
Organism: Trichobilharzia szidati
Lineage: Eukaryota; Metazoa; Platyhelminthes; Trematoda; Strigeidida; Schistosomatidae
Source: the annotation of a GenBank genome assembly
ACAUCAAAGUACGUCAAUGAUGCUUCAUCGGAAACGUCAGCAGAAUCACCACCGCAAACACCUGCUGCACCUCGACGCCAUCCUACACCUCCACCCCAUGCUCCAAAACGACCACCACUACCACCAAUUUGUUUCCGAGUUCCACUACCGCCUUUUCCACAACCUCCACCACCACCACCAUUCUUUCUAUCGCCUUUAUCCACGCGUUCCAACGAUCAAGCCACACCAGCGCCUGAGUUACCGAUGCCAUACAACAUGAAACCAAAGGAGACAUUCUCGACUGCAUUCAGAUUGAAGAAGGCUUGCGUAUCUCUGCAUGCACAAGAUGAUGUGAAUGUGGACUUGACAAGGAGAUUUGGAACUGUGAAAGUGCGUGACGUGCCUGUGGAACCUAUCAGUCGAAUGAGCCUAUUGAAGAAUAGAAAUAGAAGUGUUCAGAUGUCAGUGAGAGGUGGUAAUACCAGAUUCUCCGAGAUUUUCGAAUACGAUGAGUCAUCAUUCACUUCACAAGGAUCAUCUCCAACCUAUGCUUCGGAAUGUGAACCAGUGUCAAGUCGAAUAAGCUGAUCAAUAAACAAUGUUGAGGUCGACCGCUUCAGUCAC